Molecule: messenger RNA, 1762 nt
Organism: Cryptomeria japonica (Japanese cedar)
Lineage: Eukaryota; Viridiplantae; Streptophyta; Pinopsida; Cupressales; Cupressaceae
Product: flavonoid 3'-monooxygenase CYP75B137
Exons: 2
Coding region: 10-1572 (520 amino acids)
Molecular function (GO): iron ion binding; oxidoreductase activity, acting on paired donors, with incorporation or reduction of molecular oxygen; monooxygenase activity
Source: RefSeq, a predicted model, not a curated record
UCUUGCUAGAUGCAAAUGCCUAUGGAUACUUUAAAGCUUUCUUCAUUCUUUUUGUCAUUCUCAGUUUCACUAACGCUUCCUCUUAUAAUAGUACUACUAACUUGUCUUUGCUUUUUCAAAGGCAAAGCAAAGGCAAAGCUGCUGCCGGGGCCACGAGGACUGCCCGUUUUGGGUAGCCUGCUGGACCUCGCUUCGAAUCCCCACUUCUCUCUUUACGCUCUUUCCAAGUGCUAUGGUGGCCUCAUGUAUCUCAAAUUGGGCACCAUCCCCACCAUUAUUGCUUCCUCCCAGGAGGCCGCAACUGCCAUUCUCAAAACAUUUGAUUCCGAUUUCUCUAACAGACCGCAGACCGGAUCAGCGGCGGUGGAUAUUCUCAUCUACAAUAGAAGCGACAUCGCCUGGUCUCCGCAGUGGCCUUUCCUGAGAAAGCUCUGCAUUUUCCACCUCUUGACCCCGAAAUGUAUGGACAAGUGGCAGGAGUUCCGAGAAGAAGAGAUGGCGCUCUUGCUCACCUCCAUCUUUAAACAGCGAGCCAGUGCUGUAAAUGUGGGUGAUUUUGUUAACGUCUUUACUUGUAAUGUUAUUGGACAGAUGACGCUCAGGAUGAGACUCUUCCACGAGAACAACGCAGACGCCGAACAUUUCAGAGAAUUAAUGAACGAUUUUCUAAGAGCUGCUGCUCGUAUUAGGAUUGGAGAUUUCAUUCCUUUCUUAGAGCGGAUUGGUUUGGGCGGUUCUCUUGAUGAAAUGAAGAGCCUGAACAAGCGCCUUGAUCAAUUUCUUAUGAGGAAGAUUGAAGAAAAGAAGCGUAUGCCUUUGUCCAGCGAGGACGAUGGCAACAAGGACUUUCUACAGAUUCUCUAUCAGCUCAAAUCUAAUUCUGCCAGUGAGGGAGAACAGCUUUCCGAGUCUAAUAUCAAAGCCAUUUUACUGGACAUGAUGGCGGCAGGAACCGAUACGGCUACCCGCACGGUAGAAUGGGCGAUGUCCGAGCUGAUCCGCCAUCCUCAUCUCAUGAACAAAGUGAGAAGCGAAGUAGACGCAGUUGUGGGAAUGGAAGAGAGAGUAAGAGAAUCUCAUCUUCCUCAGAUGAAAUAUUUAGAAGCAGUUGUGACAGAAACUCUUCGACUGCAUCCUCCAACGCCGCUUAUGCUUCCUCACGCAUCUCCAGACAGUUCAAGGGAAGUAAUGGGGCAUUUCAUUCCCACGAAUACUCAUGUGAUGGUGAAUGUGUGGGCCGUAGCAAGAGAUCCAAAUGUGUGGGAGAAGCCAUUAGAAUUUGAUCCGGAUCGCUUUGUGGACAAUCCUGUUCAUCUCGAUGGACGAGAUUUUCGAAUAAUACCGUUCGGCGCAGGACGAAGAAGGUGCCCGGGCUAUAAACUGGGACUUCGUAUGAUUCAUUUUGCCCUUGCAAGCUUUGUUCAUGCAUUUGAUUGGUCGCUUCCACCUGGUGAAGAACCCCAAGAUUUGGACAUGAAUGAGAAAUAUGAACUCUCAAUUCACAGGAAUGUUCCUCUCAAUCUUUUCGCCAUUCCCCGCUUGCCCACUCACCUUUAUAACUCGUCGCACUAAAUAUUUGGUGUGGAAGUAUUAUUUCCUGUUUAAUGCCUUCCUCCGUACAGCCUGUAUCCUCUUCUUUGAACGUUUGCUAGUUCGUAAGCUCAUAGAGAUGUGAAGUGCGGUUUUUUAUCAUAAAUAAAAUCAUCUUAGAAGGUUUGUUAGUUCAUAAGCUCAUAGCUUUAAUAAAUAAAAUCAUCCGAUC